AUGUCUGGGCGAGCUGAGGGCUGUGUACCGACUCUGUGUCUACUGCUGUCCUUAACUAGUAGCUGCCUGCUGCUGAAGAUCGCCACAGGUGAGCCUCUGGACAGGUGCCGGGAACUGUUUUACACGACGCCGACCUGUGUGAAUCACCCGGAUGGUUACGGCUGCGAGUGUGGGCCAGGAUCUCACUGGAAUACUCACAUGUGCAUGUCCACAGCAGUGGAUUCUCGGCUGGAAUUCAAGACACGGAAGCCGGUACGCUACACUCUACUCCUUGACAAGUCCUUCCCAGAGCUGACAAACUUCACAAUUGUCUUCUGGAUACGCGUCUCCCAACCAGAACACAAGGGAACCAUUUUCUCCUACCAGCAAGGUGAACGGAAGAAUGUCUUGCGCAUGUUCAGUGGACCGACGCUUCAACUAGAGGUAUGGAGAGAUCGGAACGAUACCGGGAUUAAGUUACAACCUAACAAAUGGCAUCACAUCGGCAUAACCUGGUCCUCAGAGGGCGGCAAUUGGUGCUUUUAUCUGAACGGAAAGAGGCAACUUUCUGGACUCGGCCUCGGGCCUAGACGGAAGAUCCCGAGCGGUGGUGAGUUUGUGUUGGGACAGUCAUCAAGGCCAAACGUGGAGUUCCAAUUGGACAAUGCAUUUCUUGGUGACCUUGCUCAUUUCAACAUUUGGAGUUACGCCAAGACGUUCCAGGCCAUUGAGAAAAUCUGGACCGAUUGUACGUUCAUGUAUUGUGGGAACGCGGUACAAUGGGUGGAGUUCCGGACAGGUACCAGGGGGGCUAUGAGACUGAGGUGGCCUUCUGGAAUUGCACGGCAGAAAGAGAAAAUGAAACUAAACGAAACCUUAGACUACGCCACCAGACAGUGUUUCCGUACUAAAGAGAACGACGGCACGUGGGGUGACCCUAAUGUUAAUGACUGUAUCUCCGAUAGUUUGAUGGACAUUAAGCGUCGGAUUAAAAAAUCUCUUGAGGGAAAGUCGAUGAAGGCGUCCUCAAUCCUGAUGCAUGCUGACAAACUUCUGAAUCACACGGUUAACCAUAGAUAUGAAAACCCCGUGGACAUCGCUACCGUCAUCGAUCUUCUGGCCAUUCUAAUAAAAACACAGGGUAUAACUUUACGUGACGUUUCCUGGUCUCAUGGCACUCGGACGUUUUCAAGGACCGAGGCUUCUUACCCUACAUUCAACCACACCAAGAUAUUUGCCGAGAUAAUCGCUGAUAUUGUAAAUCAUCUAUUGGAUAAAAAGAAUGACGUAGCGUGGAACGCUACACGCCCAGUUGGUACAGAGGGCUCCGCCCUGCUCCAGACCAUGAACAAGUUCUCCGCUGUGGUAUCCAAGAGUCUGGAAUAUCACGUGAAGGACGAGAUUCUCGUUAAUAAAGAAGCCGUAAUUAAAGUGGUCAGGCCAACUCUAGCCUUUAAGAUCAGCAGUCAGUGGGUAGAGGAGUUUCACGGAGUUACCUUCCCUGAUUUUCGAGAUAGACGGGAGUUCGGAUUGUUACCAAAAGAUGGGAUAUUGGAACUUCCUAGUACCGUGUUACAGUCUUAUAACUUAUCUGGAUUGCCUGUUUUUAUCGGGGUGUCUAGUUUCCGAUAUGCCAAUAUGGCAUGGGUUGUACCGAACCAUGACAUAAGGGGUAAGUCCAAAGAGAACCACGUGAACACGCCGAUCGUGGCUCUGUACCUCCAUAUGGACCAGGAGAAUGGAGACAUGGAGAAUCUUACAGACCCUAUCCUUUUAAAACUGCCAUUUCUAGAUACCUUCAACAUUUCAAACCCGGAGUGUGUACGAAUGCGACAUAGAAACCGAAGUUCACACUGGGGCUGGUCCACAAGCGGAUGUGUUCUGUUGGAGGACAGACUGAAAUCCGGGAAAUGCGCAUGCGCUGUGCCAGGAGUAUUUGCCAUCACCACAGACAUGUACAACGUAAAUUGGGACAAGGGUUACAAGCGGCCCCUCCUGAUGAACGUCGCCUCUUAUGUCGGAUCUUCCAUCUCAAUGCUCCUGUCCUUCCUCACCUUUGCUGGUCUAACAUACCUGAGAACCUCCACCAGCACUGCUCAUCUGCACAAGAACCUGGCCUGUGCUAUCUCCGCCAGUCAGCUCACCUUCAUGGUCGGCAUUGACCUGUAUGACUAUCAGAUCGCCUGUCAGGUGUUCGCGGUGAUGAUCCACUAUUUCGUGCUGGCCUCCUUCGCCUGGAUCAUGAACGAGGCGUUUAACUUGUACAUCAUGAUAACCUACACGGCUCACUCCCAAGGCGAUCACGUGCCAGACUCUGGAUCCAAUCUACGCUACUAUAUCUUAGGAUGGGUAAUUCCCGGUGUUUUAGUUGGUGCUUUUGUCGGAACACAGGGAGAAUUAUACUAUGCUCACAAUAUGUGUUGGAUAGCCUGGGGACAUCUCUGGUUGUUCAUAGGGCCUAUAUUAGGGAUAAUCAUUGUGACAAUACUGGUCCUUAUUUUCACCGCCAAAGAACACAACGAAAAUUCCUACACAAAAAGUGAGAAAACAAACAAAGUUAUUUUGAUACACUGUAAAUCGUUGUGGACACAAGUGAUACUUCUAACCGUGUGCUGGGCCUUCGCUUUCCUCUCUGUGAAGAUGAUGGACCCAAUCAUCAAAUACCUGUAUGCCAUUGUGCUAUGUAUACAGGGAUCGUUUUUCAUUGUCUUCUUUUUAUUACUCCACGAAGAGGUUCGAGCAGCUAUCCAAAGCAGUCGUAAGAAAAAGACGCUGGUAAUGCACGGUUUUGAUUACACUGGGGACGAUAACUCCAUGGAUUCCUUCGGCUCCUUCAACGUGAUGUUUGAUAAGGAAAUUGGAGAAAAUUUACCGUUAGAAAAACAGAAAUUAAAACCGCCUGGAAUAAGAAAAAAACAACGUUCUCGGAUAGAGGCGAGUAGCGACGAGGCUUCAGAUUGCGAAAUUAUGAUCACAAGUGUAUGAGAUUCUGGACGAAGAUGACUCAAUACACCUGGAGGGCUUCUUACAGCGUUAUACCGGCGACUUGCUCGAACAACAGGAGUUGGUAAAUCGCUGUAUUUGUGAUUCCUCGAUGAUGAUCUCUCAGUACAUCGGGAGGACUCCCUACAGCGCUAUACCGGUGACUU
This is a messenger RNA of Liolophura sinensis, 3128 nucleotides long. RefSeq names its product adhesion G protein-coupled receptor L2-like. Gene Ontology annotation, molecular function: G protein-coupled receptor activity. The record is from RefSeq and is a predicted model, not a curated record. NCBI's taxonomy places the organism in Eukaryota, Metazoa, Mollusca, Polyplacophora, Chitonida, Chitonidae. Gene Ontology annotation, biological process: cell surface receptor signaling pathway; adenylate cyclase-activating G protein-coupled receptor signaling pathway. Gene Ontology annotation, cellular component: plasma membrane.